AUGGCUGCCAUCUUGGCUGUCCCCGACUACCGGCUGUGGAGAUGGGAGUGCUGCGAGGCGAAUCCGGACUCUGUCGAUGAAAAGGUGCCGUGGUUCAACCUGUAUCUGGGAAUGCCCAAAGGACGAUUCAAGCUCACGGUAAACCGAGCCAAUUUCAACAAAUCGCCCGACAAACUUGCCGAGUUUGACAGCACGCUUUCGUACCUACGCAGCAGGAGCAGUUGCAGCAGCAUUGACCUGGUGGCAACUGGCGAUGGCGGCGUCAGCCCUAACAAGAGCGUCGCAUGGAUCAUACCCUCCUUGGUCGACAGGAUUCGCGAGCUCGAGUCUGCGAAUGAACUGCCACCAAGUCAAGAGUCGCUCCAUGAAUUUUGGGCGCGGCCGUGGACCGUAUUCUCGGUGAUGGCCGAACAGGACUGCCUGGUGCUCGAAGGCGGCACGACGCUGGUCGACACUUACCCCCCUUCCAUGGCGUUCUGCACCGGAUACGGCAUGAUCAGCCACGGCCACAUCACGCGGAAAACGCUGCGCAUUCUAGGGGCUACGGACCUCAUGAUUCGGGCGAGAGACGAGGGAAGAGUGGUCGCCGACGAGCCACGCGUGGGCUUCCUCACAGAGAGAGCGGCGGACCUGCUAAAGUUCAAGCCCCGUGAUGAGAGCAGGAUCGACUACCCGAUGGGAAUCCGGUCUUUCGCUGGCCUGGCCCUCCCCGUCCUGCAGAACAUCGUCGAAAAGCACGAGUUCGUCAACCAGCUCCCCGCGUGCCCGAAUGUGCCCUCCCGCCUCGCCUCGACCGACCAGAUGAGGGUGCUGCGCGCGCACUUCAUCCUCGCCGACGGCAUGACGACGCAGUGGAGCGUGCACGGCAUGUGCGGCACCAUCGGGCUCGCGAUGGAGCAUCUAGGCCGGGGCACGACCACGCUGCGCGAAGCUCUUGAGCCUGGCCUCGCCUCCGUCGAGCGCCGCAAGCUGUGGAAGAAACACCUGAUGAGGACGAUGAGCAUGAUGCACGUCCGCGGGGUUGUCUGGGCGGACGUCUCGCUGGACAGCGUGCUGGUGCGGGAGGACAGCGCGUGGAUCUACCGCCUCGGGCCGGGGUACCUCGGGGAGAUGCUGGGGGACGUGAAUGCGCAGGGGGUGCGGAACGGGGGGAGCGGACCACGGGUGCAUGCGUUACGAGAGAGGCAGAGGCAAGAGCAACGGGUGCAAUUGAUGGUGCAGAAAAGGGCGAAGCAGAUCGACAUUCGUGCGCUCAGUGCCCUGUUUUCCCAUCCUCUCUGGGGAUCGGUGACGGUGAGCCUUGCGGAGCUGCAGGAGGAGAUGAAGAGGGAGGCUGCGGGGGAGUGA
Molecule: messenger RNA, 1347 nt
Organism: Cordyceps fumosorosea ARSEF 2679
Lineage: Eukaryota; Fungi; Ascomycota; Sordariomycetes; Hypocreales; Cordycipitaceae
Exons: 1
Coding region: 1-1347 (448 amino acids)
Source: RefSeq, a predicted model, not a curated record